AUGGUGGGGCGGCUGAGCCUGCGGGACGUGCCCGAGCUGCCCGACGCCAGGACGCGCGGCGAGGCCGUGCUGGACAGCCCCGACUCCGGGCUGCCCCCCAGCCCCGGGCCGGGCCACGGGCCGUGGCUGCUGCCCGCGGGCAGCCCCGAGCGCCGCUCGCCCGGCGCCCUCGCCGAGCCCCCCGCGGUGAGUAGCGCCCGCCGGGCCGCCCCGCGCCCCUCGUCGCUCGCUCCCAGCCCGCUGCUCUCCGGCUGCGCCCCCAGGCUCUGUCCCCUCUCCUUCGGCGAAGGCGUCGAGCUCGACCCGCUGCCACCCAAGGAAAUCAGGUACACGUCCUCGGUGACGUACGCCUCGGAGAAGCACUUCAUCGACGACGUCUACCUGCCCGUGGGCCUGAGCGUCUCCUCGUGCAGCCAGACGGUCGUGUGCGUGCCCGACUGCACGUGGCGCAGCUACAAAGCGGAGCUGCGCUUCGAGCCGCGCCACCGGGCCCGCCGCUUCGCCAGCACCACCAUCGUGUACCCCAAGCACGCCAAGACUGUCUACACCACCACGCUGGAUUACGACGGGCGCAAAGCCCUGCGGCGCUUCCUCGCCAGCGUGGAGCUGGAGCCGCCCGAGGCGCCGGGCGGCUGCUGACGCCCCAGCCCUCCGCCCCGGCGAGGGGACCCCCGUUGUCACCACCUCUUCCUCCUCUUCCUCGGCACUUCAUCCCUGCUUUAAGCAGGGCCUGAGACCUGCCCUCUGCGGGAGCACCCCUUAGUAAUGAGCUGGUUUUGUCACCUUAAGCGUGGGUUUAGUGCCCUCCCUCGCGGUAUAGCAAUCGGGUGAAAAUCAGGGAAAAUUUUAUUAUUUUAUUUUAUUUUUUUUUCCCAGAGAAAAAGUUAACUGCUACUCACAGGUAAGAGAAUCAGGAAUAGGGACUACAGUUGAUGCUUGGUAUCGCUGUGCAAAAACAAGGGCACUUCACUCUCUUGCAGAAAAUCUACCRGGUCAUUUGUUUACAUAUAAAUAGAGCUGUCAUUUAUGUCCAUUGAAACCAUGGGGCUGUUUCCUCCAACAGAGCAAUCUCCAGAAAUUUGCUGGAAAAAGCUAGCCCAGAGAAAACUCAGAACUCUGCGUUUAGCAGCGCUGUCCUGUUGCAUUCAUGCCUGGCUUGGAGGUGUGAGUGGGAAGCAGGAAUUCGGAGCAGGGCGGGAGGCAGUGGCUGCUGCAGCUCCGGGUGGCCGGGCAGGGAUUGGGUUAUUCCCAUUAUUUGGGAGAACAGAGYGGUGCAGCUCCAGUUCCUGUACUGAUUUGUACCACCCUGUUGUCUCGGAGUAAUGCACCAACAUUUGUGUGCGGGAGCUGCAGCUCCAAUGAGGAUUAUGAGGGUCCAGGGUGUCCCCGCGCCGCUGCAAAGCGCAGCCUUGCCAGCUCCGCGUUGCAGACAUCCACGGGCAGCGUCUCCCCAGGAACUAGGGAAGCUUCAGCGGAUCCACAGCGUGGRCCGUGUCGGGCCACGAGUGGGGCAGGAAAGGCCGGGAUCAGAUCUGAGAGCUGUGAAUCAUUCCC
Molecule: messenger RNA, 1554 nt
Organism: Nothoprocta perdicaria
Lineage: Eukaryota; Metazoa; Chordata; Aves; Tinamiformes; Tinamidae
Gene: RFLNB
Product: refilin B
Exons: 3
Coding region: 1-639 (212 amino acids)
Biological process (GO): negative regulation of bone mineralization involved in bone maturation; negative regulation of chondrocyte development; actin filament bundle organization
Cellular component (GO): actin filament bundle
Molecular function (GO): filamin binding
Source: RefSeq, a predicted model, not a curated record